Molecule: messenger RNA, 2307 nt
Organism: Penicillium macrosclerotiorum
Lineage: Eukaryota; Fungi; Ascomycota; Eurotiomycetes; Eurotiales; Aspergillaceae
Product: 5-methyltetrahydropteroyltriglutamate--homocysteine S-methyltransferase
Exons: 2
Coding region: 1-2307 (768 amino acids)
Molecular function (GO): zinc ion binding; 5-methyltetrahydropteroyltriglutamate-homocysteine S-methyltransferase activity
Source: RefSeq, a predicted model, not a curated record
AUGGUUCAAUCCUCCGUUCUGGGUUUCCCCCGUAUGGGUAAGCUCCGUGACCUGAAGAAGGCCACUGAAGCUUACUGGGGUGGCAAGAUCUCUCGUGAUGAGCUGCUUGCUGAGGGUAAGCGUCUCCGUGCUGCCCACUGGCAGCUGCAGAAGGCGGGCGGUGCCGAUAUCAUCCCCUCCAACGACUUCGCCUUCUACGAUCAGGUCCUCGACCACAUCCAGCUCUUCGGUGUUGUUCCCGAGCGCUACAGCAAGUACAACCUCCACGCCCUUGACGAGUACUUCGCCAUGGGCCGUGGUCUGCAGAAGGAGGGUGUCGAUGUCCCUGCUCUGGAGAUGGUCAAGUGGUUCGAUUCGAACUACCACUACGUCAAGCCUACCCUGCAGGACAACCAGGUUUUCAAGCUCGCUGCUGAGCCCAAGCCUGUUGCCCAAUUCCUUGAGGCCAAGGAGCUGGGUAUCAACACCCGCCCCGUCCUCUUGGGUCCCGUCUCUUUCCUUGUUCUGGGCAAGCCUGACCGUGGCCAGAGCGUUGACCCCAUCACUCAGCUGGACAAGCUCCUACCCCUCUAUGUCGACCUUUUGGCUCAGCUGAAGGCCGCCGGUGCUGAGGAUGUCCAGAUUGAUGAGCCCGUCCUCGUCUACGAUCUCGCUGAGAAGGCCAAGGCCGCUUUCAAGCCCGCUUAUGAGAAGCUCGGCAACUUGGGUGACAAGGCUCCCCGCCUGACCCUCGCCACCUACUUCGGUGACAUUGUCCACAACAUCGAUGUUCUGUCCCAUCUCCAGAACCUGCACGCUAUCCACAUUGACUUGGUCCGCAACCCCGAGCAGCUUGACACCGUCGUUGCUGCCCUUGGCCCCAAGCAGACCCUGUCCGCCGGUGUCGUUGAUGGUCGUAACAUCUGGAAGACCAACUUCAAGAACGCCAUCGAGAAGGUCGAGGCCGCUAUCCAGAAGCUCGGCAAGGACCGUGUUGUCGUCGCCACCUCCAGCUCCCUUCUUCACGUUCCCCACACUCUGGCCAGCGAAGACAAGCUCGAUGCUGAGGUCCGUGACUGGUUCAGCUUCGCUGUUGAGAAGGUCUCCGAGGUUGCUGUGAUCGCCAAGGCUGUGACUGAGGGCCCCGCCUCUGUCAGCGCUGAGCUCGAGGCUAACGCCAAGUCCAUGCACUCCCGUGCCACCUCUGCCCGCACCAACGACCCUGCUGUCAAGGCUCGCCAGGCUGCCGUCACCGCUGAGAUGCACAACCGCAAGGCGGCUUUCCCUGUCCGUAUCGCUGAGCAGACCAAGAGCAUCAAGCUUCCUCUCUUCCCCACCACCACCAUCGGUUCCUUCCCCCAGACUAGCCAGAUUCGUGUGACUCGCAACAAGUUCACCAAGGGUGAAAUCACCCCUGAGCAGUACGAGAAGUUCAUCGAGGAUGAGAUCCGCGCUGUUGUUAAGCUCCAGGAGGACCUCGACCUUGAUGUUCUGGUUCACGGAGAGCCCGAGCGUAACGACAUGGUUCAGUACUUCGGUGAGCGUCUCAACGGCUACGUCUUCACUGAGAAGGCCUGGGUUCAGAGCUACGGUUCCCGCUGUGUCCGUCCUCCCAUCCUGGUUGGCGAUGUGUCUCGCCCUGCCCCUAUGACCGUCAAGGAGUCCAAGUUCGCUGCUUCCAUCACCUCCAAGCCCAUGAAGGGCAUGCUUACCGGCCCCAUCACCUGCUUGCGCUGGUCCUUCCCCCGUGACGACAUUCACCAGUCCCAGCAAGCCCAGCAGCUCGCCCUCGCCCUGCGCGACGAGGUUGUUGACCUUGAGGCUGCCGGCGUCAAGGUUAUCCAGGUCGAUGAGCCCGCUCUUCGUGAGGGUCUUCCCCUCCGCGCUGGCACUGAGCGCGAGAAGUACCUCACCUGGGCUGUUGAUGCCUUCAAGCUCUCCACUGCUGGCGUUGAGAAUGGCACUCAGAUCCACUCCCACUUCUGCUACAGUGAAUUCCAAGAUUUCUUCCACGCCAUCGCUGCUCUUGAUGCCGAUGUUCUGUCUAUUGAGAACAGCAAGUCGGAUGCUAAGCUGCUGAAGGUCUUCAUCGAUGAGGCUUACCCCCGUGAGAUCGGACCCGGUGUCUACGAUAUCCACUCUCCCCGUGUUCCCACCGAGGAGGAGAUCAAGAACCGUAUCGAGGAGAUGCUGCAGUAUCUUCGCCCUGAGCAGCUCUGGAUCAACCCCGACUGCGGUCUCAAGACCCGUAAGGAAGCCGAGGCCACUGGCCAGCUCCAGUCGAUGGUUGCUGCUGCCAAGUUCUACCGCCAGAAGUAUGCUCAGUAA